CCCUGUACCCUCAGACGGAAACAGUCACACAUUUAACACCCACAUGAAACAUAAACUAGAUGCCGGAUCCUUGUAUUGCUACGGCCCAUGCCGGUUUUCUCAGUGCUUCUCGUCUGUAAUGAGUGUCAAUUUCGAUUUCUGAACACUUGACUCACUUGAUUUUUGGUAUGUCUGGGGCCAUUUCGUCAGCAUUGUCGGCCAAAACCGUACUGAAAGUGGUCUUUGGAUAUUAUACCUAAAUUCUAUUUGAAGUAGAUUUAAGGCGUGAUCAAAGUGCAUUUUUUUCUGUGAUAUUGGCUUUCUUACAUUAAAGAAGUCAGUGAUUUUAGUUACCAUCUAAUUCUUAACCCAGCAAAAUGGGUGUUCAAGACCUGCAAACUUUUCUUGAAAGCCCAAGUGUAACGGGUGGUACUGUUAAUGUUGAGCUACUGAAAGUAGCACGAAGUGUCGUGUCAAAACAGAACGGGAAGCAAAAGAAACAGAAAGAAUCUCUUUUAGGAGGACCACACUUAUUCAGCUUAGUUGUUGAUGCUGAAUGUUGUAUUGAUAGACUCUAUGGAGGAUUUUUCUCAGAUUGGGUUAGUGGGGGAGAGUGGAAAAGGAUGGUUCAGUUUCUGUCAGUUCUCAUUGAUACAGUGCAGACUGGGAAAAUUGACUUGAUAUUCUUUUUCAAUGGAAGUCUAGAGUCUGAACGUAUGCGUGAAUGGGUAGCAACUCAACUCAAAGCUCGUGAAAAUAUCAACUUGGUUUUUAAACACAUAAACUCCAAAGGCACUCCUCCUCCUAAAGUAUGGUGGGUGCCACCAACUGGCCUACGCACAGCAUUGCGUAUGGCCAUGCGGCAUCUUGGACUGACAACAGUCACAUCAAUGGAUGACCACAGGCAGGAAACUAUUGCAUACCUCAGAGAAAAUUCCCUUCACGGCCUAGUUGCAGAUGAUGCAGAGUAUGCUGUUUUUGAUCCUCCACGGUACUUCUCUGCUUCUAAUUUAAAAUUAACCUACAAGGGUAUGGUGGAGACUAAAGAGUAUCAGCUCAGUCAAUUAGCAAAAUCCUUAGAUCUGCCAAGAGAAAGGUUCUGUCUUCUAGCAGCUUUACUUGGCAACUAUGUACUGACUGAACAAGAUCUAGCUGAUUUUUACGGGCGUCUAGGACUUGAUCCCUCAAAUUUAAAGCCUGAUGCCUUAGUAAAGUCAGUUGCCUCCUUUAUCAAGACUUUAGAUUCAAGUGACAACCUUGAUUGUGUUGCUUCUCAAGUAUUUGGUGCAGCAGGUGACAAGCGAAGUGCCAAAUUAAAGCAGAGUGUACAGUAUUAUAUGAAUGGAACUAAAGAAGGCUUUCUGAACUACAGGCCUCCAUCAGCCCAUAUUUCCGAUCUUAAUAAGUCUAAAAUUAUUGACACCAAUACAGUUAAAGUGGAAACUAAUGGAGUCAGUGAGAAUGGUGUGAGUUGUGAUAUGGAUACCUCCAAGUUUGCAUCAGAGACAGUAGAGAGUGAGCAGGAGAGUUUGGCUGCUUACAAUGAGGCAACUGCUUCUCUCAACUUGUCACAAGAAAUCAAUGGUGAUUCUUCCAAUCAAACUAAAGAAAACGGAAUAUCUGAAGAUCAUGAAGAAAAAGAGAAUGUGGAGGAUGGGGCUGUGAAUGGUUUAAAUCAGCGGCCAUCUUCAAAUGACAGUCCCCAAUCAUCUGGUGCUUCAAGUCUAGGAUUAAGUUCAGGCACCUCAACAAGUCAAGAUCUCAAGGUUCCUCCUCUUCCCCCAGUGCCGCCAGAAGUCAUGCGCACUGCCAGUGAAAGGCACCAGAAGGGUCUCAUGUCCCCUUUUAUCUGCCAGAUUCUUAGUCAUGGAGAAAUCAUGCUUCCAAUGCUGAUGGAGGAUGAAAUGAACAAAGAGCUGCCAAGUAUUCACCUUUUUUAUCGACCAGUGAGACGAAUGGUGUAUGCUAUUCUUUUUAAUUUGCAUCAUCACAAGUAUCUUGCUAACAAAUCUAAAAAAGAAAAGGACUCAACAGAAAAGACUGAAGUGCCUGACUUGAUUAUUAAAGAGUGGCUGUGGUCCAAAAGUAAUCAAUAUCAAUCUGCAGAUGUUGUUCGAGCAGAGGAAAUAGGAUGGGCAGUACCAACGAUUCAAAGACUCUGGUUUGGGUCCACUAUUGAUGACAAACGCCGCCGUCUGCGAGCAUUUUUGACAUGCAUGAGAUCAGACAAUCCACUUAUUCUUAAUACCUCAUACGUACCACAACACCUUCUAGUCCUAGCUUGUGUUCUUAGGUACAUUAUGUCCUCCCCAGAGAAAGUAUUGCGGAAGCAUGAAUUAGAUGCCAUCAUAACUCAGGCUGUUUCUCCAGAAUUAAUGGAUAUCCAAUAUCUUGAAGAGUUACAGCUACCCAUGGUUACAAGCAGAGGAGUGCAGUUAGCCACGCUUAUACUCGCAGGAAUUGAAACUGCUUUACUGGUCAAUGAUGCCUGCGGUGCCCCAGUACCUUGGCUAAUGUGUUGUCCAUGGUUGUACAUUGAUGGAAAACUAUUGCAACACACUCUUGCCCGUGCUGGUGCCUGCAAGAAUUUACGAGAACUUUGUGGUCAUCGUUUGGAUCAAGCUGUUAAAGUUGAGCGAAUGCGUCAAGCGGUUUUAGAAGGACUAGACGUUCAAUUUGCCAGGAAUCCAAUUCCAACACUUGCAAGCGCGGCUGGAGCCUUGCGAAUGCCAAAUAUGAUGCCUGGAGGUAUGAUGGGUGCACCAGGCAAUGGUCCUUUAGGACGUGGGGCUGGCCGGGGUGGUCUCCUACGAAGGGCUGUUCCUCCUGGAGGUGGUCAAUUAGAAGUGGCUGGCCUUGUUGUUAGCAGCUGGGGUGCUAAUUAUGGAUCUCGCUCAUCUCACCCUGUUCCUCAAUUAGGUUCAUAUCACCCAGGCAUGAGACCUGUGCCACAGAUGGUACCAGGAGGCAUGAGAAAUUUUAGAAUGCCUAUGAUUGAAUUUAAUGGCUCUAGAAACAUACAGAGACCAUUAUUCCAGACAAGAGGUCCUGGAUCAAAGGCCGUGACCCGCAGUAAAAAAAGUCAGGUUGCCAAAAAGAAGAGUGUGGCUCCACCCAGUGGGACUAAACGCAUUCUUAAUAAUGAUAAGAGGACAGGAAAGGGUAGAGGAAUGACAGUAGAUUCUGAAGACGCUUCUGGGAGAACUGCCAUUCCCAUUGCUGACCUAAUCAAAAAGAUAGAUGGUUCUCCUGAUCAAUUUGAGGAUUCACCAGUAAAUGGAGAGAAGAAAGACUGUGAUGAUGCUGCCCAUCAAGGACAGGGAGAUGGCCCUGUUGUUGUGAAUUAAUAUGGUGUCAUCAUUAGCGGACCAUGAACCACCAACUUGUGAUAUUACAGAUGAUGACUGAACCAGUGCGCUGCCAAGUGAUGGUGUUGUGUAAAUCAGUGCCGAAAUACUGUGAACUCUUGACUGCAGAGGAAUUUUUGAAUUACGCAAUUUCUGUCUAUUUAUUGAAAGAUGCACUGAUGUGACUUUUAUCUUAAUGUUGUGACCAGGAUGUGAUGUUUUUUUCCUUUUGUUUUAUAUCUAUAUCAUGGAAGAAUUCACCGUUUUAUAUAUCAUCAAUCAUGAUUGUGCCUUACGAAAAUUGUCGAUCAAACGUCAUAUUGAUUUUGCUUUGUUUCUACGGUGAAAAGUAUAUUUUUCUAUGUUUGUUAUAUUGUUACAUAAAAAUUAAGAAUGUUUUGAUGUUUGACUCUUGGAACAUCCAGAAAUGCUAGGUCAAUCAUGGGAAUGUUAAUGAACUGAAGUUGUUUGAUUGUGACAGCCUGUUGGAUUUUUGGGAACAUCUGACACUGCUUUUUUUUCGCCUCAUUGAAAAAAACAACAGGAUUUCCAUUUACUUUUUUUUUUAAUUUGUGAAGUGUCAUUCAUUACUUACUUUACAAACACAAUGUGAAGGUACAUACAUCUCUCAUCAAAUCAAGAUUCUUCUGAUCCCAUGUGCUUGUACUAUCUGUCUGUACCAAAUGCUUAUCACAUAAUCAUCUGACCGCAGACCUCCCAUUUUCUAUUUAAUACUAGAGGUGAAAUAGAUGAAGGAAAUUAUCAUCUUUUAUUCAAUUGAACUUGGGACGUAAAUGAUUUCUGCAUUGCAGUCGUAGAGCAUUAUGCUCUUGUAAACCUGAAAGGACUAUGUUUUUACAACCAGAAUAUGUGCAUCAUAUUUGAUGUGCUAUUAUAAUGCUUCAGAAUUGCAGCUCUGUUGUAUAAUGUCAACUGUUGUUGCCAUAUAUUGUCAACACAGCUAUGCAAACUAUGCAUAUGCUUUAAUGGACCUGUUUUAACUUUUUCAUGUGCAUUCUAGGCCUGAGCUAAAAAUGCAAGAAAAAAUGCAAAAACAAAAAUGAAAAUUGGGGGCCCACCAAUGUAAUUCUACUCAACAAAUAUGUCUGACGACAACAUAAUCUUAUCAUUUAUUUUCUGCUUAGCUUUUAAGAUAUAUUAUGGUACUUGAUGAAUCUUUUGAUUCAAACCAAAGUGUGUUUUUGAAAAGGUGUCAGCCAUCAUUUCAGUUGUAUUUUAUAUGGAGUUUUAACUUAUGACAAAUGUCAUGAAUCUUGCUUACAAGUACUCAAUGGAUGCCAUUGUCGUUGGUGUCAAGGUAUAUUCAAGGUUUUAUGUGCAGAAGCUUAAAGUUUCAUCUGUAGUGUGUAUUCUGGACACAAAAUGUAGAUUCACUAUGUUAUUCUAGUUUGUAAUUAUUAUGACAGGUAAAGAUUUAUCUUUUGGAGGGUUAAUUUUGGUUUGUGUUUCUCCCACAAUAUUGGCAAAUGAAAAUUAAUCUGAGUAAGCUACAAGUUAUCUAGCUUUGGAGGGCUCUUAGUAGAAUUUAGUGGACAAUUUCUUUAUUUGCAGUGUUUGAAUUAAUGUUAAUACAUGGAAUGACUGGAGUGUGGGCCCCUGCACCCCUAUUGAAGUAUGUUGAACUAGCUUCUAAUUUUUUUUAAUUUCUUUUUUGUGUUGUACUGAUAAGUUUUGUAACAUAGCACAUGUACCCAAGACAAAUGUUCCAUAGGUACCUCCCUCCCCCUUUAAAAAAAAUACUAACCAUUUAGAAGCUUUAAUUACAAACAAAAAAUAUAUUCUUUUCUUUUUUUAUUUUUAUUUUUUUGUGUUUGAGAGUUGGAAGUAUUAAGGCUCUUUUCAACAUGUAAUCAAAGCAAUGGAGGUCCCCUAUUAAUAUAUUGUAAAGAGUUGCAUAAUUGCCUUACUCAUUUCUUAUAUCUUAUUAUCUAUGCUCUGAAAUGUAUGUCUUGUGCAUAUUACAGGAUUGCUUUCAACGUUAUUCAGUUCUUCUGUCAGUUAUAAUCAAUCGUAUCUUCAUUAUCCAAAACUACUAGAACGGGAUGUAGGUGGAAAAAAAUGUUGGAUUACUGUUAAAGGAAAUUUAUAUUAUGCUGUAACUGGUUGACUCUGUAGGAUUUGAGAGAAAGGAUCUAGAUACAGUCUGAUCUGUUUGUGGUUGUAAUAAAAUUUCUGGAAUCAAAA
Molecule: messenger RNA, 5531 nt
Organism: Frankliniella occidentalis (western flower thrips)
Lineage: Eukaryota; Metazoa; Arthropoda; Insecta; Thysanoptera; Thripidae
Product: constitutive coactivator of PPAR-gamma-like protein 1
Exons: 15
Coding region: 357-3326 (989 amino acids)
Cellular component (GO): nucleus
Source: RefSeq, a predicted model, not a curated record